AUGAAAGGAUACUUACUAGUACUCAUCGGUAUUCAUUGGCUAUGUUUUCAAUUGAAAAUUAGUCACGGUCUAUUCAAUUUAUAUAGUACAGACGAAACAGGUUUAAUGACAAAUGUUUUUGAUCACGAUUGUUUGUAUGUCUAUGAUUAUUUUGAUAUAUUCGUCGUUAAAAGUAUUUUAAUACCAUAUUGUAUACGUUCAGAAAUAUCAGAAAAAUCCAAGAAUAAUUCUGAUCACACAUUAUGUUAUGGAAAUGUAAUGACAUUUAAAGAAUUAAAAUCAAUGAAUAUAAGUAUAGGUGAUUUAUUCAAAUGGAAUGCUGUUAUUGAAAUGAUUGAUUUAUAUGAAAAAUAUCUUUUGUUACCCAAUCUCGUUAAUGAGAAUGAAAGUUAUUGUCAAUGUUCUUCUUUAUCCCAAUUUGGAAGAUUUUGUCAAUACACAAUUGCUGAUAUUAAUUUCAAUGCUGAUAGUGAUCAACAAAGUUUUAGCCGUUUGGUACAUGGUGUGAGACGACAAAGUCACACAAAUGAAAAAAUGGAAACGAAAUAUGUUACGUGUUAUGUUGGUAUCUCAUGUGAAACAAAUUUACUUUGUUUAGAUUGGAGACAAAUAUGUAAUGGAAUUAUUGAUUGUAAUCAAGGAGAAGAUGAACCAUUUGACCUUUGUUUACAAAUGGAAUCAAAUCAAUGCAAUACUCAAACAGAAUUUCGAUGUAAAAAUGGUUUAUGUAUUGAAAAUUCAUUUACAUAUGACAGACAAGUAGAUUGUCUUGAUGGAAGUGAUAUUAUGCCAUACGCUAAUUGGUAUAAAAAUCUCUGUUUCCAAAGUAUGUCUUUCAAUUGUGAAGAAAUGAAUUAUCAAUGGAAAUCUUUUUCUUGUGGUAAUGGUUAUUUUAUUCCCUAUUCAAAAUUAACAUCAAAAUCGACCAGAAUGGGUGUAACAUGUCAUAAUAAACGUGAUGUGAUGUUUUUAAAACAAAUCUUUUCAUUAUAUAAUGAAAAUCUAUGUUGGAAAUCAAUGAUAUGUUUAAUUGGUUUUGAUUAUUUAUAUUCAAAUUUAACUUGUUUAAAUCAAAUAAAUGUCGAAGAAUCAUGUCCAGAUGAAUUUUAUUUUCCACCAAAUUCGAUGAUUUAUUCAUUUGUUUUUUUUCUUUACGAAAAAUCUAAUCGAACAAAUUGGUUCGAUUACUCCGGUCCAAAUUAUAUUUGUUAUAAUGAAACAAUUUGUCCGAAGAAGAUUUCGAAAUUACCAACAAUUGUCAAGAAUAACCUAACAUGUUUUUAUGUUGAUCAAAGAGUAUUUUCAUGGGAAAAUUUCUAUGAGUAUAUUAUUUAUUUAUUUCGACCAUGCUUUUCCAAUUAUCAAUCGUCAUUAUUUGAUGAUAAUAAAAUGUUAUAUCAAUGUGAAUUAAGCAAUGAAUUAAUAUCAAUUAAUCGUGUGAAAGAUAGAAACAAAGAUUGUUAUUGGAAUGAAGAUGAGUAUUCUAAUAUAAAUUUAUGUUCAUUUACUUUAGUUGAUCAAUUCACAUGUUUAACAAAUAAGAGUGACUGUGUUCGAUGGGAAUUUAUAGGAGAUGAACAAUAUGAUUGUGUAGAUGGAUCAGAUGAAUAUAAAGUUGAUCAAAGUUUGGAUUGUCACACAAAAGAAUGCAUCUUUCAUCGCGACAGAAAAAUCGAACCUCCUCUACUUUUGAAUUUUGAUCAACUCUGUGAUAAUAUUGUAAAUCGUUUUCUAUUCCCUAGUCAAACAAAUGAAACAGAUGAAACAGAUUGUGAAUAUUGGCCAUACACAUGUAAGUCAGUUUAUACUAGAUGUAAUCAGGUAUGGAAUUGUAAAAAUGGAGAAGACGAAGUGAAUUGUCCAAGUAAGUGUGAUGGGAGUGAAUCCAUACACAGAUCAUUCGGUUGCGAAAUUGAUGAACAUUAUUGUAUUCAAUUAACCAAUAAUGAUAUAAAGAAGACUUGCAUACAUAUAAAUAGAAGUGGCGAUGGUAUUAUUGAUUGUAUUGGUGGAACAGAUGAACGUUUAACAAAUAUUUGUGUAGAAAAAUAUCCAUUUAAUCGAAAAAGACGUUUUAAUUGUAUGAAUAGUAGUGUUUGUAUAAACCUUGAUCAAGUCUGUGAUACAAUUAUUGAUUGUCCAUUUGAAGACGAUGAACGUGUUUGUCCAUGGUUAUUUCAAAGUAAUUCUUCGAAAUUUCAUUGUGAAAAUUCUCCGUCACUUCCUCGUGAUCGAUGCAUUAGGAGAUCCGUAGGUGAGUUUAGUUUAGAAUGUCGAUCUCGAGAACAUUUCUGGUUUUGCGAUCUUGAAAUGGAAAAUCAGGUUUGCGAGGAUCAGUUAAUGACUUUGAUACCAGCAUAUCCUAAAAUCACUCGAAAAAUGAAAUUGAUUUCAUUUGAAAAUCCCGAUUUGGACAACGAUCUGUGGUUAUGUAAUCAAGGUUAUCCAAUUCAAUCAUUUACAUCAAACAAGAAAUUCUAUUGUCUUUGUUCGCCAUCCUAUUAUGGUGAUUAUUGUCAAUAUCAAUCUGAACGUUUAACUGUUUACAUAGAAGCACAUAUUGCACAUUAUUUUAAUCCACUAACAGUAUUUCGUUUAAUUAUCUAUUUAUUAAAUGAAAAUCAUACGAUUAUAUCACAUGAUGAAAUGAUUUUUAAUAAUAAAGCAAAAGAAUCGAAUAGAAAAUUUCGUGUAUAUUUACUGUAUGAACGAAUUCAAAAUACAUCAUUAUAUCAACGAUUAAAAUCGAAAUUUGUUAGAAUAGAUUCAUAUAGAAUUGAAUUAACAAAUGUUCAAUAUAUAUCAAGUUACUUUUUUUCUGUACCAUUUUCAUUUCUACCUGUAAAUCGAUUAGCUGUUACUGUAACUCUUCAAGAUCAAUUAUUAAAAAUAUCAAAUUGUAAAAAACGUUGUAGUUCACAUGGAAAAUGUAUGCAAUAUGAAAAUUUUGAAAAAAGAGAAUAUUGUUGGUGUCAGCAAGGUUGGUUUGGUGAUCAAUGUCUUUUAAAAUCUUCAUUUAAUUUAUGUAAUCAAACAUCAUGUUCUCCUCAUUCACAAUGUAUGAUUUUAAAUGAUCAAAGAAAACAAAUUAAAUGUAUAUGCCCAUUGGGAAAAUCUGGUAAUCAAUGUUAUAUUAAACAUAAUCCUUGUUUGAACAAUCUAUGUCAAAAUAAUGGAACUUGUUUACCAUUAGAUCAAAGAAGUUUUAGUUAUAAGUGUAUUUGUGAUGAUGAGCAUUAUGGUGACUAUUGUCAAACAUAUGCGCCGAUUUGGUAUAUUUCUAUCUCUACUAAUAUAUCUGAAUUACCGAAAAUACCAAUUAUCAUAGUUAUUAUCGGUACGACAUGGUUACAAGGUGUGCGCCAAAAACGAUAUUUACAUAAAGAUGUUCUAUUACCGACUAGUUUCAAAGUGUCCGAUGGUGUUCUAUUCGUAUUUAUUCAAAUGUUUCCUAAUUCAUCGAAAAGUUUAUAUUAUCUAGUUCGACUACAAAGCCAAGGGCGUCAGAUCCUGAAUACCUCUGUUAUCUCCGCAAGUUUGUGUCCAAAUGUUAGUGAAUUAUUCAAUAAAACAAUUCUCAAUGAAUAUUCAUAUUUAAAACGAUUGAAAUUAUAUCAUUUACCAUGUCAACAGAAUAAAGAUUUAUUAUGUUUCUUUGAUGAAUAUCGAAUGUGUUUAUGUACUAAAGAUCAUAAUAGUGAUUGUCAUCUUUUUUAUCAUGAAUAUGGAAAUUGUAAUCAUUGUUCGAAUGAUGGUUUAUGUAUAACAGGAGAUUCAACAAAUAAUCCAUGGGAUUAUACAUGUUUAUGUUUAGAAUGUUCGUUUGGUUCUCUUUGUCAAUUCUCUAUAAAAAAUUAUUUUAUUACAAUAGAUAUAUUAAUUGGUAUAGAAAUUAAAUCAGGAAAUAAUUCAUUUUCUAAUCAACCAUUUAUUAUUCAAAUAACUUUGAUUAUUUUUACUAUAAUUCUUUGUUUAAGUUUCUUAUUCAAUACAAUAAAUUUAAUAAUAUUUUCAAAUAAAAAACUUCGACAAGUUGGUUGUGAUUUAUAUUUAUUUAAUUUAACUAUUAUUAGUCAAAUUGGUUUAAUUUUUGUAUGUUUAAGAUAUUUAUAUACAUUAUUAAUACAAAUGUAUCUUAUAGAAAAUGUUCGUUUAAUUAAAAUUCUUUGUCAAUUAUUCGAAUAUUUUUCACGUUUAUUUCCAUCGGUAUUUGAUUGGUUAACUGUCUGCAUAUCAAUUGAACGUACCUAUACACUUAUUAAAGAUGUUCAUUUUACUAAACGUAGUGCCUUAAAAACUUUAAAAAUAUCUCGUUGGAUUUCUUUUAUUGUUUUAUUAUUCAAUGGUCUUCUUACUUUACAUCGUCCAUUUUAUUUUGAAUUAGUAGAUGAACCAACGAUAAAUGGCGGGAAACAAGGUCAUCCUUGGUGUAUUUUAGAUUUUAAAUCAACAUCAUGGGAUAGUUAUGAAAAAUUUAUUAAUAUAUUUCAAUUGAUUAUACCAAUGAUUCUUAAUUUAGGAUCAAUUCUUUUCUUUUUAUUAUAUAAAAUCAAACAUGAAUUAACAAUACUUAGAAAAAAUUAUCAACGCAACAGAUUAUUUAUUUUGAAAGAACAAAUAUUAAAAUAUAAAUUAUUAAUAAUUAGCCCAAUAGUGAUUAGUAUUUUAGAAAUACCACGUUUAAUUUUAACAUUUGUUUUAUCGUGUAUUCAAUAUAAAUGGCAAAGAUAUAUUUAUUUAAUCAGCUAUAUUAUAUCAUUUUUACCAUUAACAGCUAUUCUAUUUAUUUAUGUAAUGCCAUCACCAAAAUAUAGCAAAGAGUUCAAAUCAAAUUUAAGAAGAAAAAUUAUUAAAUAA
Molecule: messenger RNA, 4857 nt
Organism: Adineta ricciae
Lineage: Eukaryota; Metazoa; Rotifera; Eurotatoria; Adinetida; Adinetidae
Source: the annotation of a GenBank genome assembly